Messenger RNA from Sphaeramia orbicularis (orbiculate cardinalfish), 636 nucleotides. RefSeq lists its product as uncharacterized. The record is from RefSeq and is a predicted model, not a curated record. The coding region runs from base 1 to 636 and encodes 211 amino acids. The transcript has 8 exons. NCBI's taxonomy places the organism in Eukaryota, Metazoa, Chordata, Actinopteri, Kurtiformes, Apogonidae.
AUGGGAGCAAGGCAGCUGAAAAGAGACGUCGAGGCUCUUAUUGGUGACUACAUUGGGCAGAGAAUUAGAGAAAAGUCUUUCGAUCCAAAGGGAAAAGGGACCUCCACAAUGUUGGAUGACUUGGCUCAUUAUGAUCUUGCCAUUAACGUUGCUCUUUGGUGGUUGAACAAGGAGGAGGGGCGGUAUGUGCUUGACAGAGAUAUCAUUGGAACAAUGCGCAGCCCUGGCAGUGCCCAGUACCCCAACCGCCUAGAACGGGAGGCUAUGAUCUUAUCGUCCUUUGCCGGGAUUAUUAUGAAUAGCCUACCAGUGGAGGAAAUCCUGGCUCUGUACAAGUGUAAACCAGCUACAUCAUACCCCAACCAUCAAUCUAAGGGUGCAAUUGUGUAUCCCUUCACUCUUUCCUACCAUCCUUUUGCUAUGCUCGCGUCUUACAAGGCUGUCCACCACUCCAAGAAGCACAAUCAAAAGUUGAAAAGAUGGCUGGCUGAGAAGGCAAAGGCCAAUGCCCCCCCAGUCCGAGUUCCACCGCCCUCUUCAUCAUCUUCUUCCUCAUCCUUCCUAAGUGACAGCAGUGAGUGUCAAGAGGAAAAAACCGAGUACUAUGAGGGUUCACGGGAGUCUGUGCAGGACUGA